UGUGAGCGAGCUAGCAAGCAGAAGCGCCUAAGCCGAAAAAAGUUAUCUGUUUGCCUUAGAAUUUAAUAUUGUUAUCAAUAAAAAAUUGCACAUUUCGCGAGCCGUGGCAUUUUAUCUUGCACACGCAUACACGCAUCGUUACAAACUCGCAAAUCGUGUGAAAUCUGCACAGACAGAAACAACAGUUUGUGCGCAGCAAACAAGUGUUCACUUUAGUACUCAGCAAUCAUUGUUGCACGGCAACAGCAACGCAACAGCAACAACAGAUAUCAAUUGCUGCUGUAAAACGGAAGUUGUUGUCGUAGUCAGAGAGUCGCGGCAGAGGCGGCAGGGAUAGCAGAGCUGCAGUAAUUUUAUUUAUCGUCCCCUCAAAAAGCAACAAUUUGACGACAACCAAAACGAAACGCACGCUCGCACCUUUACUACCUGAGUGGAGAAAUUCAGAGAGAGCGAGAGCGCGAGGGAGAGAGACCACAAACAGACGACGCACACAUAUACAUAUAUAGUUGUUUGUUGGCACAAAGGUUAUCAUCAAUAACAAAGAACAGUACACGAGCAACAACAGCAACAACAACAACAAAAGCUUUCUGCAAGAACUGCAACUGCAACCCAAAAGCAAUCGCCGAACAACGCCUAAAACUAGUGAUUUUUUUGUUGUGUUUAAGCACAAAAGAGAGACUAAUCGAGUGAGAGAGAGCAAAAGAGAACGCGGUCGCGUUUUAAAUAAACAUUUGCACAACAACAGCAACAAUAAUAACAACAACAACAACUGAACCACCUCGUUAACCGCCUACGUUAGUAACUACCUGCGUCUGUUUUUAAAAUAUACCAACAACACACUCACACACAACUAUAAAUUGUCGGACACAAAAUGCGUGAAUACAAAAUUGUUGUUUUGGGCAGCGGAGGAGUUGGCAAAUCGGCAUUAACUGUGCAGUUUGUGCAGUGCAUUUUUGUGGAAAAAUACGAUCCCACCAUCGAGGACAGUUACCGCAAACAGGUGGAGGUGGAUGGCCAGCAAUGUAUGUUGGAAAUCUUGGAUACUGCCGGCACGGAACAGUUUACAGCGAUGCGGGAUCUCUAUAUGAAGAAUGGACAGGGAUUUGUGCUUGUCUAUUCGAUAACGGCGCAGUCGACGUUCAACGAUCUGCAGGAUCUGCGAGAGCAAAUAUUGCGGGUGAAGGAUACGGAUGAUGUGCCCAUGGUGCUGGUUGGCAACAAAUGCGAUCUGGAGGAGGAGCGCGUCGUUGGCAAGGAUUUGGGCAAGAGCUUGGCCACUCAAUUCAAUUGCGCCUUCAUGGAGACCUCAGCCAAAGCCAAAGUGAAUGUUAAUGAUAUUUUCUACGAUUUGGUUAGGCAGAUCAAUAAGAAGUCACCCGAGAAGAAACAAAAGAAACCGAAAAAGUCCCUAUGUGUUCUGCUAUAAGACUUCCAAAACAAAAAACAAAACAAAAAGAAAAGAAAACAAAAAAUGAGUAAAGUAACAAGUAAAAAGUAAAAUGUAACAAGCAUACACAGCCCAGAAAGGAAGAUUUAAGAUUGUCAAAAUUGCAAUAACCAACAGAACAAUAUACAAAACAAAAAACUAAAAGAAAAAGAUAAAUAUUUAACUGACAAUGUUUUUAACUGUGCAAAGUUUUUGUAAUUAUUACUACAUACUAUUACUACUACUACUACUAUUAUUACUAUGCUAUUUUUGCUGAUUAACAAUUAAUUAUUAUAAACAAAAACAAUUAUAUUUGUCGUUCGUUUUUGAGCCGUUUUUUAAAAUUAUGCAAUAUACGCAACAAAUGAUGGAAACAUUCGUAAACUAAAAACAUUCGUAUUUAUUUUAUUUUUUCAAAUUCUUUUCGAUUAUACAAACAUACAUAUUAAACAUACAUACAAUAAUUAUACGAAAAUACAAAAAUUUAUCUACAUACAUAUUACAUAAAUUCAUAGAAGAUCCAUAAAUACACGAAAUAUAAUAAUAUAAAAAAAUGUCGUUGCUCUUCAAAACAAUAAGCAAAUGAGAGAUGAUUAAUAAAAUCAAAUUAAGCUAAACGUAAAUCUAAAUUCAAUUGUAUGCCUAAAAAUCACUUAAUGAAAACUUGAAAGAAACAAAGAAAAAAAUCACAUAUUUUAUAAAAAUAUUGUAUGCAAAUGAGAUGUCAAAAUGUUGCAAACAACCAGAAAAUCCAUUUUUAGUAAUUAGUUUAAAACAAAUUUACAAAUAAUUGUUUAAAAAUGAUCAAUUUCUGUGUAAGUAAAAGUAACAAAACAAAAAAAAAAUUUAACAAAACAACAAAUUGCACACAUCAACCAUACAUGCAUACACCCACACCCACACAUACAUACACAUGCACACUGACACUCCGGCAUGCUCAGAGAGCAUGCAACAUUUAUAAUUAAACAAUAACCAAUACACAAA
Molecule: messenger RNA, 2410 nt
Organism: Drosophila innubila
Lineage: Eukaryota; Metazoa; Arthropoda; Insecta; Diptera; Drosophilidae
Gene: Rap1
Product: ras-related protein Rap1
Exons: 2
Coding region: 872-1426 (184 amino acids)
Biological process (GO): negative regulation of synaptic vesicle exocytosis; cellular response to cAMP; Rap protein signal transduction
Cellular component (GO): plasma membrane
Molecular function (GO): GTPase activity; GDP binding; GTP binding
Source: RefSeq, a predicted model, not a curated record